Bicyclus anynana (squinting bush brown) is the source of this 1537-nucleotide messenger RNA. RefSeq lists its product as uncharacterized. The coding region runs from base 232 to 1479 and encodes 415 amino acids. The record is from RefSeq and is a predicted model, not a curated record. The transcript has 2 exons. NCBI's taxonomy places the organism in Eukaryota, Metazoa, Arthropoda, Insecta, Lepidoptera, Nymphalidae.
UCGUUUUACACGACUGCGAUGUGAAACUCGAACACGAACAGUCGUGUACAAAAUUUUGUUUAUCAAAUGUGUGUUAUUAUUAUUAAUGUAACGGUUAAAUAAUGUGAUAUUUUGGAUUUUUAGUGAAUAUUAUUGAUAGCGUCUUAUUAAAUAUUUACAUAAUAUGAUGAAUGUGGUUACGUAGCGUCGCGUCGCUGUUUCGUUGGUACAGACAGAACAAAAACAGACGUAAUGGAGACUGCGCUACAAAAUAUCAGAGACACGACUGAUCCACUUUUGCUAGAUGAUCAAGGAGAAUUGGAAGGAUAUGGAAACGAAACGUAUACGAUGUUAAAAUACGUGUUAAAUGAAAUAGCAGAAGAGCAAAGUAAUCCACAAAAUAACUCCAAAGAAGAUCCUUUUAGACGAGCCCAGCGGUACACUGGACUUCAUUUAGAUACGCUUCAAAAAAUAUGUCAUGAUGGUUUCACUGUUGAUAAACUGACGGAAAUUGAUCGCAAAUGUAUCCACGACAAACUGAUGUCAUUCUAUUUAGAUAAAAACAUAAUGCCCAAUGCGACGGAAUUAUAUAAUAGUCUACAAGAUGACCUUCCUCCCUAUGAAGAUAUAAGGAGCUUUAGAAAGAUGCUUACAAAAAUGGGAUACAUUUUCAAGAAGAAUGAAAAAAGCUUUGUUGUAUAUGAAAAACCAUCGGUCAGAUUUGAAAGAUUUUUGUAUUUAAAAAAACUUAUUCAAUACCGUCAAGAUGAAAGGCAUAUUUAUUAUAUUUCUGGAUUGAGCAUUUCAGAUGAUAAAGAUUGCAAUAUAAAUGGAGGUGUGUUAAAUAAGAAGAAUGUACUAUUCGGUAUUUUUUUUGCCGUAUCUUCUGUCGACGGAGUUAAAUUUUCUGAAAAAGUCGUAAAUUUCGAAAAGGGUAAUUUUAAUUCAUGGAUAUUACAUGACGUUAUACCUAAUCUACAAGCAAACAGUGUUGUAAACAGUGUUGUAAUUUUAGAUAACUCAAAGUAUUACUGCGAUACAUAUUGUGAGACUCCAAGUAAAACUAGUUCCAGUUAUGUGAUAAAGGAAUGGCUUAAAUUUCACGAUAUUCCUUUCAGCGAAUCAAUAAAUCUAGUUGAUCUUUACACCUUGGCAAAUAAAUAUACUGAUUUAAAUAGAAAAUUAUAUAAACCAGAUAUUUGGCUAAGACAAAAUGGCCAUGAUGUGUUGCGAUUGCCAUAUUGCAUAAACGAAAUGACCCCUGCCGCUUAUGUGCGUGAUUAUAUCAAAUCACUUAAUAGUGAAAAUGAGGCUUUUAUAAUCCAAAAAAUCAAAGACAUGGAUGCAACAAUAUUGAGUGAUUUCAAUUUGACACUAGCUGAAGAAGAAUCCAGGCUUCAUGAUUUAGAAAAUAAAUUAGAUAUAGUUCUGGACAGUUUAACGCCAUCGAUAAAUCUGGAAGCAGAUUUGUAUUUACCCUAUUUAAGUGAUUCUGAGUGAUAAUUAUUUUAGGGAGAAUCUCUGUGGUUCCUAUUAUAUUAAAAAUGCAGUGCAAAUG